This is a messenger RNA of Electrophorus electricus (electric eel), 2559 nucleotides long. Its product is annotated as extracellular calcium-sensing receptor-like. Lineage: Eukaryota; Metazoa; Chordata; Actinopteri; Gymnotiformes; Gymnotidae. The record is from RefSeq and is a predicted model, not a curated record. Gene Ontology annotation, cellular component: plasma membrane. Gene Ontology annotation, molecular function: G protein-coupled receptor activity. Gene Ontology annotation, biological process: G protein-coupled receptor signaling pathway.
AUGGAGCCUGUCUUUGCUCUCUUACAUCUGGUAAUGGCCAUCAUAAAUUUUUCCAAAACUAAUGGGACUGCUUGUACCCUGCAAGGAGAGUCUGUAUACCCACAACUAUCAAAGGAUGGUGAUAUUAUAAUUGGAGGAAUAUUUCCCUUUCAUAGUAGUUGGGAGAUCAAAGACUUGUCCUAUUUGGUUAUACCACCUCCAACGAAGUGCAUGAGUUUUGAUUUCAGAGCCAUACAGUUCUCACAGUCAUUGAUUUUUGCAAUAGAGGAGAUCAACAACAGUUCCGCUUUACUGCCUGGUGUCUCCCUGGGCUAUAAGAUCUAUGACACCUGUAGUUCCACAGCAGUGGGGGUUCAGGUGGCUAUGGCACUCGUUAAUGGAAAUGAGAAAUCAGUCUCAAAUGAGGUCUGCACAAAACCAGCUCAGGUACAAGCAAUAAUAGGAGAGAGCUAUUCUUCAGUGUCCAUGGCUGUUGCAAUGAGUAUUGGACCUUUUAGCAUUCCCUUAAUCAGUCAUGGUGCCACCUGUGAGUGCCUCAGUGACAAAAGGAAAUAUCCCUCAUUUCUGCGCACUAUACCCAGUGAUUACUACCAGAGCAGAGCAAUAGCAGAAAUGGUCAGGCACUUUGGCUGGACCUGGGUGGGGGCAAUAAGAAGAGAUGAUGACUAUGGCAACAGUGGAAUGGCUGCAUUUACUGAAGUUGCAGAGCAGUUGGGCAUAUGCUUAGAAUAUUCACUUCCAUUUUUUAAAACUUAUUCACAAGGAAAAGUUCUGAGAAUCAUUGAGCAGAUCAAAAGCUCCACUUCUCGAGUGAUAGUGGGAUUUGUCGACACCUGGGACUUAGAGAUUUUACUGGAUGCAUUUUUUGAGCAUAACAUCACCGGAUACCAGUGGGUGGGAACUGAGGCCUGGAUCUUUGACCCAGCUCUAGCCACACUGGACAAACACAACAUACUGCAAGGAGCCAUAGGGCUGACUAUUCCUAAAACAGAGGUGACAGGUCUGAAAGAGUUCAUUUUAGAUUUAGACCAAGUAAAAUCUGCAGGCAGUGCCAUUUUUACUAAAUACUGGGAGACAUUAUUUCAUUGUAAGUAUAAAGUCGAGAGCGAUUCAGAGGAUUCAGCAUUAUGCACAGGACAAGAGAAAUUGUCUGAAAUGGACAGCACAUUUACUGACAUGUCCAUGAUGCCAUAUUUCAAUAAUGUGUAUAAAGGGGUUUAUGCUAUUGCCCAUACACUACAUGACCUUCUAGGCUGCAAAGAAACUUGUUCUUCAAAGAAGCAGCCUGAUCCUCUCACAUUUCUAGAAUAUCUCAAAAUGGUGCAUUUCAAAACUAAAGAUGGUGAAGAAGUUUAUUUUGAUAAAAAUGGUGACCCUGUUGCGAGAUAUGAGGUGAUAAACUGGCAAACAAGUAAAGAACAACAACACGAAUUUGUCACUAUUGGACUUUAUGACUCCACUUUCCCUGUUUACAGUCGAUUAUCACUAAACAUGCCUUCUAUUUUGUGGGCUAAAAAUACUAAUAAGGUUCCAAUAUCUGUUUGCAGUGAGAGCUGCCCUCAAGGCACCAGGAAGGCUGUGCAGAAAGGAAAGCCUGUGUGCUGCUUUGACUGUAUACCAUGUGCUGAAGGAGAGAUCAGUAAUAAUACAGAUUCUAUUAAAUGUGAACAAUGCUAUGAAGACUCCUGGUCAAAUCCACAGAGGGAUGAAUGUAUAAAGAAGGAAACUGAAUAUCUGUCUUAUGAGGAAACUAUGGGAAUUUUGCUAACAGCUGUUUCUAUUAUUGGUGCAUUUUUGACACUGUCAAUAUUAGUUGUAUUCUAUAGAUACAAAGAUACCCCAAUAGUGAAAGCCCACAACUCAGAGCUGAGCUUCCUGCUGCUCUUCUCUCUGACUCUGUGUUUCCUCUGUUCACUUACUUUCAUUGGUCAGCCCUCUGAGUGGUCCUGUAUGCUGCGUCACACAGCGUUUGGGAUCACCUUCGUCCUCUGCAUCUCUUGUGUUCUGGGGAAAACAAUAGUGGUGUUAAUGGCCUUCAGGGCUACACUUCCAGGCAGUAAUGUCAUGAAAUGGUUUGGGCCUCCACAGCAGAGGCUCAGUGUUCUUGCCUUCACUCUAAUACAGGUCAUUAAUUGUGUGAUUUGGUUAACUAUUUCCCCUCCUUUUCCCUUCAAAAAUCUGAAGCUCUACAAAGAAAAGAUUAUUUUAGAAUGUAAUGUGGGUUCAAUAAUAAGUUUCUGGGGUGUACUGGGUUAUAUAGGACUCCUGGCUCUCUUCUGUUUUGUUUUAGCUUUUUUGGCUCGAAAAUUGCCUGAUAACUUUAAUGAAGCCAAAUUCAUCACAUUCAGCAUGCUCAUAUUCUGUGCAGUUUGGAUCACCUUUAUUCCAUCUUAUGUCAGCUCUCCUGGAAAAUUCACUGUAGCUGUGGAGAUAUUUGCCAUUCUGGCCUCAAGCUUUGGUUUGUUAUUCUGUAUAUUUCUUCCAAAGUGUUAUAUAAUUGUAUUGAAACCAGACAAAAACACUAAAAAGCAACUUAUGGGUAAAAUGCAAAAUAAGUGA